UUCACAAUUCGAAUCACAGACCAAAACCCUCAAAUGUUUACAGAAUCACAAUUUAAAUUUGGUAGCCUGAAAGGUCAAUUGUUUCAUUUUUCGAUUGCAUUUAAGGUCAAUUGUUUCAUUUUUUGAUUGCAGAUAUGUAUAAACCCUAAUUCAUAUAUACAGCAAAAUGGCGAAACAAUCCACGUGGUUCAUCUCAAUUCCGAAAAGAUGGCCUCUGAUAGUUCUGGUAUUGUUCACUCUGUCCACUGCCAUUGUCUUCUUCAUCAGAGCUUCGAUCGGUACUUGCGACACCGACAAUCGAAUUCACUUGAUCACGCAAGUCGGAGAGGUAAACAAUCCACUCAGUUUCAUGAAAUCGAAACUCGUUCUCUUGGUCUCCCACGAACUCUCUCUUUCUGGUGGUCCAUUAUUAUUGAUGGAGCUGGCUUUUUUGUUGAGGAGUGUUGGUACAGAAGUUGUUUGGAUCACUAAUCAGAAACCCACAGAAACAGAUGAAGUGAUUUAUAGUUUGGAGCGUAGGAUGUUGGAUCGAGGAGUGCAGGUUUUCUUUGCAAAGGGUCAAAAAGCUAUAGAUACAGCUCUGAAAGCUGAUUUGGUUGUUUUGAAUACUGCUGUUGCUGGAAAAUGGUUAGAUGCUGUUCUUAAGGAAAAUGUCCCUCAUGUUCUUCCAAAGGUGUUGUGGUGGAUUCAUGAAAUGCGAGGGCAUUACUUUAAAAAGGAAUAUGUUAAGCACCUCCCUUUUGUUGCAGGUGCCAUGAUUGAUUCACAUACAACAGCAGAGUAUUGGAAGAAUCGGACACAAGAACGUUUAGGGAUUAAAAUGCCUGAGACCUAUGUCGUGCACCUUGGGAAUAGCAAAGAAUUGAUGGAAGUAGCUGAGAACAAUGUGGCAAAAAGAGUUCUUCGUGAGCAUGUCCGAGAAUCCUUGGGAGUGCGGCAGGAAGAUCUGCUCUUUGCUAUUAUCAACAGUGUUUCCCGUGGAAAAGGUCAGGAUCUCUUUCUCCGUGCCUUUCGCGAAAGUCUGCAACUCAUUAGAGAGAAGAAGCUGCAAAUGCCAUCGAUGCAUGCUGUAGUAGUGGGAAGUGAUAUGAAUGCUCAGACCAAAUUUGAAAAUGAACUGCGAAGCUUUGUUGUAGAGAAAAAUAUUAAGGAACACGUUCACUUUGUCAACAAAACCCUCAAUGUGGCUCCUUAUCUGGCGUCUAUUGAUGUUCUUGUUCAGAACUCGCAGGCUCGGGGAGAAUGCUUUGGAAGGAUAACCAUUGAAGCUAUGGCCUUUCAGCUGCCUGUAUUGGGCACAGCUGCUGGAGGCACAAGGGAGAUAGUGGUAAAUGGAACAACGGGAUUGUUACACCCGGUUGGGAAAGAGGGUGUGACACCUCUGGCGAAGAACAUUGUGAAACUGGCCACCCAGGUUGAGAGGAGGCUGACUUUGGGAAAGAACGGCUAUGAGAGGGUGAAAGAAAGGUUUUUGGAAUGUCACAUGUCACAUAGAAUUGCUUUGGUCCUGAAAGAGGUAUUGCAGCAGGCAAAAGAGCCACACAUAAUGUAAGCUUGCAAAUACCUUCGCGGAAAACAAUUGUCCAAAUCAUGAUUGCAUUCAUUCUCAGCAAAGUGAAAACUUUCAUGCUCAAUCUUUUGUUCCAUUGGUAACUCUUUUAGAUGUAGUCCUCCUCCUCCUCAGUUUGUACAUCACCAUCCUUGCUAUCUUGUAGAACCAGAAAGCACUCACCAACUGCAGUCCCAAAG
This is a messenger RNA of Ilex paraguariensis (yerba mate), 1749 nucleotides long. Lineage: Eukaryota; Viridiplantae; Streptophyta; Magnoliopsida; Aquifoliales; Aquifoliaceae. The record is from the annotation of a GenBank genome assembly.